Molecule: messenger RNA, 1563 nt
Organism: Brachypodium distachyon (stiff brome)
Lineage: Eukaryota; Viridiplantae; Streptophyta; Magnoliopsida; Poales; Poaceae
Product: glycerophosphodiester phosphodiesterase GDPD1, chloroplastic
Exons: 8
Coding region: 152-1291 (379 amino acids)
Biological process (GO): glycerophospholipid catabolic process
Molecular function (GO): phosphoric diester hydrolase activity
Source: RefSeq, a predicted model, not a curated record
UUCCUUUACUUUGUCCGUUGCAACUCGUCAAUCCACCCCGGCCUCGCGCUUUGCCCUGCCCAAUUUCCCCACGCCCGACGUCCUCGGCACGUGCCUCUAGCAAACCAAUUCUUCGUUCGAUUCCUCCUAUAGCAGAUCGGUCGGUCCACCAAUGGCUCUGCUCAAGGCCGCCCGCGUCGCCGAGGUGCCCACCCUCGACGUCGUCGUCCCGGACCUCGCCGCCGCCUCCGCACGCAUUCUCGAGGUGGACGCGGCGGUGAAGAAGCGCGCGGGCGGGCGGUUCGCGGUGAUCGGGCACCGCGGCAAGGGGAUGAACGCGCUGGCGUCGCCCGACCGGCGGCUGCAGGAGGUGAAGGAGAACUCCGUCAGGUCCUUCAACGAGGCGGCGCGCUUCCCCGUCGACUACGUCGAGUUUGACGUCCAGGUGACCAAGGACGGGUGUCCAAUCAUCUUCCAUGACAACUUCAUCUUUACUGAAGAACAUGGUAAAAUUUCAGAUAAGCGUGUCACAGAUCUUCAGUUAGAAGACUUCCUCAUGUAUGGCCCACAAAAUAGGCAGGGGAAGAAUGGGAAACCUUUGCUGCGGAAAAUGAAGGAUGGUAGAAUGUUGAAUUGGAAUGUGCAAUCAGAUGAUCCUCUUUGCACGCUUCAAGAAGCAUUUGCUAAGGUCAAUCCAAGAUUGGGCUUCAAUGUUGAGCUGAAAUUUGAUGACUAUCUUGCAUACCAGGAGGAAGAGCUCUCUCGCAUCCUCCAGGCCAUCCUGAAGGUGGUGUUUGAGUAUGCCAAGGAUAGGCCUAUUAUUUUCUCCAGCUUCCAACCCGAUGCUGCACAACUCAUGCGAAAAUUGCAAAGCACAUACCCUGUUUAUUUCUUGACAAAUGGAGGAACAGAGAUAUACACCGACGUGAGGAGGAAUUCGCUGGAAGAGGCGGUCAAGCUAUGCCUCACCAGCGGCAUGCAAGGUAUUGUGUCCGAGGCCCGAGCAAUAUUCAGGUUUCCAGCGGCCAUACCGAAGAUCAAGGAGGCUGACCUCUCCCUGCUGACUUACGGAACAUUGAAUAAUGUGCCAGAGGCAGUGUACAUGCAGCACCUGAUGGGGGUGAACGGGGUCAUCGUCGACCUCGUGCAGGAGAUCACCGAGGCCGUCACUGAUCUCAUCGCGGUCCCGGAGCCUGAUCCGGAAGCCAAGGACUCGAGCAGCCAGGUGACAAGAGAUGCCGCGUCUACGCCCAACUUCACUCAGCGCGAGAUCUCGUUCCUGCUGAGGCUGAUCCCUGAGCUUGUACAAUAGCGCAAUGUCCAUUGAUGGCUUUGGAGUAGCAUACAGGAAGAACCCAUUGGGGAGGGCAGUACAAGUUUAUGUGAAGUCCUAAGGCGAGGUCCUCUUUUGUUUGUCUUGGGAGAACUGGUGAUGGAUAUGUUAUAUGUGUACAUGUCGUAGCGAGGGGAGGGGUCCAAUUGAAACUACCCCAGAAGGAGGAUGAUUGUUGUACCUUCAACGACGUGUCUAACUGAAAUUACAAAUCUAUUGUUGAAUUUGGUAUGGGCAGUUCUGCAGUACAA